Lonchura striata (white-rumped munia) is the source of this 4811-nucleotide messenger RNA. Lineage: Eukaryota; Metazoa; Chordata; Aves; Passeriformes; Estrildidae. The record is from RefSeq and is a predicted model, not a curated record.
AACGCCGCAACAGCGGCGGGGACCGGGCUGGGGCCGUCCGCCGCCGGUCCCGCACGAGGGAAGGGUCGGGGCAGUGCCGGGAGGCGCUGAGGGGUUUGGGGAGCCGCUGUCCCUGGCGCGGUGUGAGGGAGGCGGGUGCAGGGCAGAGCCUUUGCCCCGUCAGGUUGCCAAAAUUCCAUCCACAGGGUCAUCACCCACCAUGGCAAGACUUUGCUGUGCCUCAUCUAGGACCAGAUAAUGGAUCGCUGGGAACACAUAGCAGCGAGACCCAAGAUGUGCUGGUAGGUCACUAUUUCCUACAAAAUAAUACAAUUUAUAAUGCAUACCCAUUAUAAAUUCACAGUGGGGAGUAAAUAAACUGAUAGACAACUAAUAUGCUUCCUUACAUAUAUUUGCAUAUAUACACAGUUAGUUUGAUGGUGUGAUCACUCAUGUCAUAAAACUGUGUGUAGUUUCUCUGCAGAGAUGAAUCUGAGAACAAAUUGGGUAAAACAAUAAAUGAGACCAACUGUUGAUGCUGUAUUUUUUCCUCCAAAAGGCAAAAGCCAAGUUCAAACUCUUAAGUUGUGUUUGGGAGAUGCUUAUUUUUAUUCCUCUCUGGUAAAUCACUAGGGUAUUUUUUAUAAUUCUUUUAUUGAGCUCUCCUAUUUCUUGUCUUCAUUCUUGUCUGCUCUAAACUAAGCUCUCUUUUCCUUUUAGCUCACCAUCUGGGAAUAUUGUGAAAGCUUCUUUUCCUUUGUACCCCACAUUCAAAAGAGUAUUCCAGUACAUAAAGUUAUGUUCUUGGACAUGCACUGCCUAGCAGCAACUCUCCUUAGGGCUUAUAUUUUUGACACAUUUAAAUAGCACAUCUAAUUUCUCAUACUGCAUGUAAUUUCUUCUCACUUGAUCUGUAGAGAGGAGAAAUGAAGAAAACACAAUCUCAAAAGGUGCAAACAACAGAAGAAUGGGUAAGAAACUACAAUUUGGAAUCCUUGCAAUUAACAUUAGAGUAUCUGGUAAAUGAAGGCAAUAUUAUUCUGUUAGUACAACACUGCCUUUUCUUUAGUCAGUCUUGCUCCAGGAAUUCAGGAAAUGCUGGUGAAGAGAUGGAGUUUACACAGGAGACUGUUACUGAUUUUGAAUGCAGACUUUCUGAAGUGAUUGACCUAUAUCAGCACCGAAUUCAGUGGCUGUUGCAGGACAGCAGAAAGGUGUUUGGUGUUAUAAAAGGAACUAAAGUCGGACUUUUGGUUGAUGUGUCUCAUUUGAGUUAUGGAUCUAGACUACUGGAUUUUCAGAAGAACCUUUUGUGCUUAAUAGAUGAGCAGCUUUGUUAUAAGAAGCAAUUGUACUGCCUCUCAUUCAGUACAGAAAUUUCACCACUGUGGGAGAGUCCAAAAACCAUCAAUGUUCAUGUGCUACAUGAAGCAAGACAGUGGGUGCAAGAGCUGGAGCCUGGUCCAGGCUGCAAUUUGCUGAAAGCCUUAAGGCAUGUCCUUCCAAUGAAAGAACUGAAUUCCUUGGUUCUUAUUGUAGGAAGCUGUCCUGAUCAGUCUUUUGAAAUGUUAUGUGAUUAUGCUCAGCAGUGUACGCUGGGGAGAAAAGUGCAGAUUCACACUGUUACAUAUGAUUGCAGCAGCCCUGCCUCUGUUGUAAGUAAUUGUGUUAAUACUUCACUUCCUGCAGUGCAUUUUUUUCCUAUUCAGCUGAAAUGCCUUCUCUCACAAACUUGUGGGGAAGCUAACCUAAUCAUUAGAUUUCUUGAAUUAGUGUUUGGUUCUCUUCAGAACAUAUUUGCAGACAUGAAAAAAUUGCUUGGAGCAUCAUCUUGUAACUUGCUUUACUCAGAACUGAAUACCAACAACCCACAUUAUCAAAAGAGACUUUCAAGUCAAAGUAACUGUUUCUCUUUCUAUUUCUAUAUGAAGGCAGUUAUAAAGAACCUUGCAGAAGCUGUAGGAGGCCAUUAUCAUUGCUACUCUUCCAAGGGAGAGAAUUUUGAUAGCAGUGAUUUUCAUCUGCUACUUCAGGAAUCCCAGAAUGCUAAGGACCUGCUCAAGAGCAUAAAACAGAGUUUUCAAAAAACAGUUGGUGGCUUGCUUGGUAGUAAAAGAGCAGAUGUUUCCACAGCAUUUGCAAAUACAGCACCUUCUAGCUUCUUCCCAAAGCCUGCAAAGCACAAAGCACCAUUAGAUAUUCAAACACCAGGCAUCCUGACCAAAACCUCAGCAGACUGGUUAAAGACAUAUGGAUUGAAAGCUAAAAAGUUAGACCUUUAUCAAGUUCUGGCUCCCAGUGCUUUCUCUCCUGUGGAAGAUUUUGUACCUAUUCUUAAAAAAACAGUGUCAUCAACUCUACAUGAGAAAGUGAUGACACAGUUUGAGUGGUAUGAUGGAACUGUAAAAAAUAUCCAUGUUGACGUGCCAGUAUUGUACAACUAUCAGAAACUCCUUGCUAAAAUGGUAAGAAUCUAUGAGAAACGAAUUGACUGGCUAUCUGUUGCCAGCAGAAGAAUAUGGGGAAGUGUUUGUGAAAGAAGGGUAGUUGUGCUUGUAGAUAUAUCAGUGACAAACUCUACCUACAUCUCUCAUAUCCAAGAUUAUUUGCGACUUUUACUUGAGGAACAAAUGUCAAAUAAGGAUUACUUUAAUAUUAUAGCAUUUGGAAGUGACAUUGUGCCUUGGCAGCAGGAACUGUGUCCUUCCCAACCAGAAAAUUUAGAAAAGGCUUGGAGGUGGGUGUUGGGCUUGGAGUGCAAGGGCAGUAGAAAUUUCAUGAGUGCGCUCAGAAGAGCUGUGGAAGUUGACUUCAAAGACAAAGAUAAACACAAAUCACAGGGACUCUACCUGCUGACUACUGGAAUACCUGAUCAGGAGACACACACAAUCAGUGCUUAUGUGGCUGAGGCUUGCAGAGGUUUGGAUUUACAGCUCCAUGUCUGUCUGUUCAGUGUAACAGAGGGCACUGACUCCAGUGGGAUUAUUCCAGCCCGCUAUGCCAGCCCAAGGGAAACUGCUAUUGCUUUUAAAGAAAUUGUACAGGCAGCCAAUGGGAGGUUUCACUGGUUUGGAGAAGCAGGUAUUUUUGAAAGUGAUGAUAUUACCAGUAUUAUAUCUGAAAUGGAAAAAGCAAAGAACUAUUCCCAAAAGUGUGCAUUCCUAGUGGAGUCCUUAAAGCAGCGCUCAGUAAAUCAGUCUGUGAAACCCCUCACACCAGAAGGACACUCAAAUGUGCUUAUGAGGAAUGAGGAAAAAAAAACGCAGAAGGUGCCAUCUCCUAAACCCACAGCUGUGCUUAAGGAUGUUAAAGACAGCCAUUGUGCAGAGAGAAAUACUCCUGUAAGAGUUCUGGCAUGGCGUCCUCCUAGUGCCAAAGCAGGAAUUCCACCAGCACAAACAAUUAAAGAAUGGCCUCAGACUGAGAAUAAAGGAAAGCACAAACCCAGGAAGCAGCCAGAGCUUUCUGUGUCUGUAUUUUACACUGAAGAAGGAAGAAAUGUGGGUAUAAUACAUCAGAAGUAUCCAAAGGCAAUGUGUGUAAGAAAAUCAGUUUGCUCUGUCAAAUUGCCAGAGGAAGAGGAAAUCUGUUCAAGCAAAGAGUGGCUGACCAAGUACAGUAUUAAAAAGCUUAAACUGGAAUUGCCCAGACUAAUGUUUGGUCCGAGCUGUACUCACCAGAAGACAACUGUGGAGUCUCUGCACAAGAAAGUAUCAGCAAAAUACUGCUCUAUCUUCCCCAGUAUAGAAAUCAAUGGGGUUGUGAAACAUCUGCACUUUCAGCCUAAAGAACUGGAAACCUACACAGAGCAGCUGGAGAAGGUGCUGCAGCGCUAUAUCCAGAGAGUGCAGUGGCUUCUCUCAGGAAGCCGAAGAUUGUUUGGUACCAUUUUAGAAGCAAAUGUCUGUGUUUUGAUUGAUACAUCUGGUUCCAUGGGCCCAUAUUUGCCACCUGUCACAAAAGAACUUACCUCCCUUAUCUGGGAACAGCUGAGAAAAAAUGAAGCCAGGUUUAACCUGCUGAGAUUUGCAGAAAAUACAGAGAGUUGGAAAGAGAAUCUUGUAGAGGCAACUGAUGAAAGCUGCCAUGAUGCUGUGCAGUGGGCUUCCACAUGCCAUGCUCAUGGGAACUCCUGCAUCCUUGCAGCUUUACAGAAGGCUUUCAGUUUCCAAGGUGUAGAGGCACUGUAUCUAUUGACUGAUGGAAAACCAGACACCAGUUGCAGUCUGAUUUUGAAAGAAAUUGAAAGAUUGAUAAAGAAGCAAGAUAUAAAAAUCCACACCAUUUGUUUUAGCUGUGCAGACAAAGGAGCUGUUGAAUUCCUGAGGAAGCUUGCUGCCCAAACAGGAGGGCGCUUCCACUGCAGUUCAGGAGCUGAAGAUGGACAAUUAGCAGCACACAGAAUAUUGACAGAGGGGCUGGAUGAUGAAGAUUAUCCAGUUUUCCCUUACUUUGAAGGAGAUGAUCUAAAGAAACUUACUGAAGAAGUAGCUAAAGCUAGAAGUUUCUUAAAGCAGGCAAAAUCUUGGAGAUUAUUGCUUGAAAAAUGGAACACAAAUCGAAAAGACAACUCUGGCUUUCAAAAAAGUGUUCAGGUAAACAGUCACCACAUUUACAUCAUAGUUUAUGUAUAGUUCAUGUAUUUCAGUAGAAGGGUACUUUUUUAGUAAAUGUAUUCAUUUAUAGAAGUCACUUUUUCCAAACUUGGAAACAUUUGUAGUGAUUUUAGAUCUUAGCUGAGAUAGUCCACAGUAAAACCCCAUAUAACCAAAGAAGAGAUUGAAGAGAACUGUUUGGGCUGAAAAGAGCAAGGCAGGUGUGUAUUUGCAGUU